Coregonus sp. 'balchen' is the source of this 9937-nucleotide messenger RNA. The record is from the annotation of a GenBank genome assembly. NCBI's taxonomy places the organism in Eukaryota, Metazoa, Chordata, Actinopteri, Salmoniformes, Salmonidae.
UUCCAGUGUUGUCCAUGUCUCUACCCAGGCUGCUGUGUAGUCUACUAGUGAUGUCUCCCUACCUGCUGGUGACCAUCAUACUGCUGGUGAAAUACUGCAGGAGCAGGACUCAAGGUGAGAGCCUGAGUUUAUACAGGAUCGCCUCAUUCCAACAAAAUACCUGCUGUAAAUCAUCCAUCAUGAAAGUUGUCAGUGGCUGAUGUGGAUGUGGUGUAGGAGUCAGGCGCAGGACACGGAAGCUACUUCCAACAGACUUUACUGGAAGACACGACAAUACAAAGAAAAGGGCCUCAACAAAACAAGGAGGCGAGCGAUUACGCAACAGUGCGCAAAAUACUCCAAAUGCACAAAAAAACCCCAAAAAAAAAUAAAAGCAAAACCCAAAAAAAAAAGGCAAAAAACAAAAAAAAAAAAAACAAAAAAAAAAACAAAAAAACAAAAAAAAAACAAAAAAAACAAAACCAAAAAAACAAAACAAAAAAAAACAUACCCACACACCCCCAACCCCCAAAAAAAAACACCCCCCAAAAAAACCACAAAAAAACCAAAAAAAAAAAAACCCCAACAAAAAAAAACACCAAACCAAAAAAACAAAAAAAAAAAACAAAAAAAACAAAACAACCAAAAACCAAAAAAAAAAAACAACCCCCAAAAAACCAAACCAAAAAACACCACAACCAAAAAACCCCAAAAAAAAAAAACAAACCCAAAACCCAAAAACAAAACCAAAAAAAACCAAACCCAAAAACCCCAAAAAACAAACCAAAAAAAAACCCCCCAAAACCCAAAUGGAAACAACACCCCAAAAAAAACACAACCCAAAACCCCCCAAAAACAACACCCAAAAAAACCACCCGCCGAAGCCUGCCCGAGCAAGGAGCGGAGCAGCCUCAGCCAAACCGUGACAAAUAGUGUUGAUUACUAGCUUCAGAUUGGUCUUGUUUUUAAAGUGUUGUGAAACGUGGCUCUUGACUGAGUCAUAUUUAAAGUGUUGAUAACUAGCUCUGAUUGAACCAUGUUUUAAAGUGUUGAUAACUAGCUCUGAUUGAACCAUGUUUUUAAAGUGUUGAUAACUAGCUCUGAUUAAACCAUGUUUCACGUGUUUUGAUAACAGUAGCUUGAAUUAACCAUGUUUAAAGUGUUGAUAACUGUCUGUUUAGGGGAAACAGGGUACCCCAGGAAGACACACAAGACCAAUUAGGUGAGUUUCUACCUUACAACACAACAGCUGCAGGGGCAAAAUAUGGUAUUAACACAGAGUGACCCAUAGUAUGUUACCGCUUAGGAUGGAUUAGAGUCAACUACCAAAAUAUGGUAUUAACACAGAGUGACCCAUAGUAUGUUACCCCUUAGGAUGGAUUAGAGUCAACUACCAAAAUAUGGUAUUAACACAGAGUGACCCAUAGUAUGUUACCCCUUAGGAUGGAUUAGAGUCAACUACCAAAAUAUGGUAUUAACACAGAGUGACCCAUAGUAUGUUACCGCUUAGGAUGGAUUAGAGUCAACUACCAAAAUAUGGUAUUAACACAGAGUGACCCAUAGUAUGUUACCGCUUAGGAUGGAUUAGAGUCAACUACCAAAAUAUGGAAUGUAACUGAUUUAAAUUCAUGCAUUUAGCAGUAAAUAGCCUGGGUAUUGAUAAGGAGUAAAUAGCCCAGGUAUUGAUAUGGGAGAGCUGGAUAUAAGGAGUAAAUAGCCCUGGUAUUGAUAUGGGAGAGCUGGACAUAAGGAGUAAAUAGCCCUGGUAUUGAUAUGGGAGAGCUGGUCAUAAGGAGUAAAUAGCCCUGGUAUUGAUAUGGGAGAGCUGGACAUAAGGAGUAAAUAGCCCUGGUAUUGAUAUGGGAGAGCUGGACAUAAGGAGUAAAUAGCCCUGGCAUUGAUAUGGGAGAGCUGGACAUAAGGAGUAAAUAGCCCUGGUAUUGAUAUGGGAGAGCUGGAAAUAAGGAAUAAAUAGCCCUGGUAUUGAUAUGGGAGAGCUGGACAUAAUGAGUAAAUAGCCCUGGUAUUGAUAUGGGAGAGCUGGACAUAAGGAGUAAAUAGCCCUGGUAUUGAUAUGGGAGAGCUGGUCAUAAGGAGUAAAUAGCCCUGGUAUUGAUAUGGGAGAGCUGGACAUAAGGAGUAAAUAGCCCUGGUAUUGAUAUGGGAGAGCUGGACAUAAGGAGUAAAUAGCCCUGGUAUUGAUAUGGGAGAGCUGGUCAUAAGGAGUAAAUAGCCCUGGUAUUGAUAUGGGAGAGCUGGACAUAAGGAGUAAAUAGCCCUGGUAUUGAUAUGGGAGAGCUGGACAUAAGGAGUAAAUAGCCCUGCUAUUGAUAUGGGAGAGCUGGACAUUCAUUGGAAAUAAUUUGAUAGGAUUCUAAGUAGCACAGUCUUGACUAGUAAAUCAUCUGAUAUGAUUUCAAUUUCUAAGUGGUACUGUAUUGGAUAAGUAAAUACAUGACCAAUCUGAUGAACUACUUCUGUGUUGAACAGGUGAUCGUGUUGAAGAAGAGUGAGGCUGAGAUCACCUGAUCACCAUAACAACCAUCAGAAUGGAACUCAUUGGAUUCUAAUAUAGAACUGUGAGACCCAAUGCUGUAUGUUUUUACAUUUUACCUCCAUUUGAUCAAAUGUGAUAUAUUAACUGCUAGAUGUAUUUUUCUUAUUUGAAUGUGUUUUAAUAUAUUGUGUGUUGUAUUAUUCAUUCAGCAGCUGUCCUUUAACAGCAGUCAUAUACUGGUCAUAUACUGUAUGGCAUUAUGGUUGAUACAUUAUUAAUGCCUUAACUUUUCAUGUCUAAACAGAUACACUGAUAGGUGUUAUGGUUCAGACAUUAUUGUUACAGGUUCAGUAUAAUGUUAUACCGUUACAUGUUACAGAGUUAGAAAACAUACAGGAGAGGAGAAUUCAAUUAUUAUAAUGAUUUUCUUUAUUUUCCCAUUUUGGUCUAUAGUAGUUCAGCAUUAUUUUAUUUUAUUUAAACAUGAAACUAAUGUUGCCCUUUUGUUUUAUUGUGGUCGUUUUGUGCAAAACCAUUAUUUUUCAAUUAAUCAUCUAGGGAAGAUAUUGCUUUUGUCUUUGUAGCAUAUAGAAUGAAAUAAAUGAUUUUCCUCAAUCAUGUAGCCUGUUUUUUAAUUUGUUCUUAAUGACAUUAAAAUCACUCCGUGUUUAAUUUCACUCACUUUCCUUCAUGUAUCUUCUAAAUGCUCCAUUCCAGGUUGAGUAUAUUUCUAAUAUUGAACAUCGCAAGUUGUUACUAGUUGAAAUAUUUACUACAGCCUACUUGUCACAUUUAUUUCAUGAUUGCCAUUAGUUGACGGAUGUGUUUUAGGACAUUUGACAUGAAGGUAGUUUCCAUAUCAGAACACUAGAUGGAGCAAGAUAUCGCGAGAUGAGAUGCAACAACAAGUACAGGAAGUGAAAGUGAAAGUAAAGUGUGAAACGCCACCACCCUUUCCGACGUUAUUUCCUGGAACAGACGCCGUGUUACAUUCUGUUCGUUGCCAAAUUAGCUUUUCUACUGUUUUAGUUAAUUUUCUAAACUCCUAACAGUUUUAUUCAGCAGUUACAAACAGCUUUACCUUGGAGUCACACUUCUUUUGUUAGUGAAAUGAAGACCUUUCAGACCUCGGCGGCCUGGUGUUUCUGGAUUCUGUACAUCAGUGUUUCUUUGAAAACGACAGGUAGGCCUCAACAUUAUUCCUUCGUUAUUUAGCCUAUAGGCUAUUUUAUUAUCGGAACAUAAUCUUAAUAAGAAAGCCCAGAAACGGGGCGAAUUCAAGUGCAGGCUCAAAACCGAGUGCGGGAAGUCUACGAUGUCUCAUCGUCUGUGCGUUGUUGUCUGAUCAGACAGGGCUUGUAGUCUGGGUGUGGUGGUGCCAUAGGGUGGUGUCCGUGGCAGACAAACUAUUUUACUUCGGUAUGGGGUGUGGUGGUGCCAUAGCAGUCUGGGGUGUGGUGGUGCCAUAGCAGUCUGGGGUGUGGUGGUGCCAUAGCAGUCUGGGGUGUGGUGGUGCCAUAGCAGUCUGGGGUGUGGUGGUGCCAUAGGGUGGUGUCCGUGGCAGACAAACUAUUUUACUUCGAUAUGGGGUUUCUGGUGCCAUAGCAGUCUGGGGUGUGGUGGUGCCAUAGGGUGGUGUCCGUGGCAGACAAACUAUUUUACUUCGAUAUGGGGUUUCUGGUGCCAUAGCAGUCUGGGGUGUGGUGGUGCCAUAGCAGUCUGGGGUGUGGUGGUGCCAUAGCAGUCUGGGGUGUGGUGGUGCCAUAGCAGUCGGGUGGUACCAUAGCAGUCUGGGGUGUGGUGGUGCCAUAGGGUGGUGUCCGUGUCAGACAAACUAUUUUACUUCGAUAUGGAAGUGACUGUUUCGUAGCAGGUUAGGAGAAGUUACAAAAGUAGGUUAGGAGAAUUAGUUAAAGUUAGGGUUAGUGAAAAUACUCUCCUAAAUUGUUACGGAAAUCGUAGCUGUAUGGAAGUGGGGUGAAAAUAGUGUCCGUCCGCGGCAAAGUAGAGGGUGGCGAAAACUGUUGUUCUGAAGGAAGUGUAGCCAUGUUCACGACUAAAAAGAGAAGACGUUUUAUGAUCUGAAUUGAAGAGAUACAAAGAAUUCAGAUCGUAAUACGUCUUCUCUUUUUAGUCAUAAAUAUGGCUAAAACCAAGGAAGUGUGGACUCACCAGGUCGAAAUAAUUCAGGUUAGGUUUGGGAACAAGGGUUAUGUUACUGUUAAGUAUACUUUAGUGAGUGUUAAGAUUAGGGUAAUGCCCACUCAUCUUCAUAUCUGUGCCAUUAUAGCGUCUGGUCAACAGCAAAACAUACAGAAGGCUGCAGCACGGGUACUGAUCAAGAGAGACAGAGAGCACACAUUACACCGGUUUUAAGGUCUCUGCCCAUCACCACCACCACCACACCGUCACCACUGGCUGCCUGUGUUACCAGACGGAGAGCACACAUUACACCGGUUUUAAGGUCUCUGGCCAUCACCACCACACCGUCACCACUGGCUGCCUGUGUUACCAGACGGAGAGCACACAUUACACUGGUUUUAAGGUCUCUGCCCAUCACCACCACCACCACACCGUCACCACUGGCUGCCUGUGUUACCAGACGGAGAGCACACAUUACACUGGUUUUAAGGUCUCUGCCCAUCACCACCACCACCACACCGUCACCACUGGCUGCCUGUGUUACCAGACAGAGAGCACACAUUACACCGCUUUUAAGGUCUCUGCCCAUCACCACCACCACCACACCGUCACCACUGGCUGCCUGUGUUACCAGACGGAGAGCACACAUUACACCGGUUUUAAGGUCUCUGCCCAUCACCACCACCACCACACCGUCACCACUGGCUGCCUGUGUUACCAGACGGAGAGCACACAUUACACUGGUUUUAAGGUCUCUGCCCAUCACCACCACCACCACACCGUCACCACUGGCUGCCUGUGUUACCAGACGGAGAGCACACAUUACACCGGUUUUAAGGUCUCUGCCCAUCACCACCACCACCACACCGUCACCACUGGCUGCCUGUGUUACCAGACAGAGAGCACACAUUACACCGGUUUUAAGGUCUCUGCCCAUCACCACCACCACCACACCGUCACCACUGGCUGCCUGUGUUACCAGACAGAGAGCACACAUUACACCGGUUUUAAGGUCUCUGCCCAUCACCACCACCACCACACCGUCACCACUGGCUGCCUGUGUUACCAGACGGAGAGCACACAUUACACCUGUUUUAAGGUCUCUGCACUGGCUGCCUGUGUUUUAGAAUUUAUUUUCAGGGCUUGCUUGCCAUUGGCACCUGUCCAAUUGACCAUUUUUGUAAGGGAAUUGGACAGUUUUAACCAUGUUUUGAGAUUAUCCAGUGUUUUCAGUUAAACAGGCCUAUUACAGAGCUCUACCAGACAGUUGAUAGGUCAAUAGGGUCAAACCACAGUCUCUUGCAAUACGGAUAUUGCACAUAUCAAUAUCACAAUUUUGAUCUGAAUUCAAUUAAUCGUACAGCCUUGCUACUAAAUCCAAAUUGUAAAGCUAAUCAAUAGCAAAACACCUAGCAGUCAAAGCUGAACUAGGCGUGGCCAGGCUUCAUCCAAUCCUAACGUCCCCCACCAGUCAAACGUCCCCCACCAGUCAAAGCUGAACUAGGCGUGGCCAGGCUUCAUCCAAUCCUAAUGUCCCCCACCAGUCAAAGCUGAACUAGGCGUGGCCAGGCUUCAUCCAAUCCUAACGUCCCCCACCAGUCAAACGUCCCCCACCAGUCAAAGCUGAACUAGGCAUGGCCAGGCUUCAUCCAAUCCUAACGUCCCCCACCAGUCAAACGUCCCCCACCAGUCAAAGCUGAACUAGGCAUGGCCAGGCUUCAUCCAAUCCUAACGUCCCCCACCAGUCAAACCAAACCAAAUACAUUGUACACCAAUCUCUCUGGACCGUACAGUUAACGGAAAUGCUUUGAAAAUUACACCAGCAAAGUCUUGGUAGGCUACAGUAUUUGGAGUUGGGUUGGAUAUAGUCAUGGUAGGCCACAGUAUUUGGAGUUGGGUUGGAUAUAGUUGGAUAUAGUCAUGGUAGGCCACAGUAUUUGGAGUUAGGUUGGAUAUAGUCAUGGUAGGCUACAGUAUUUGGAGUUGGGUUGGAUAUAGUCAUGGUAGGCUACAGUAUUUGGAGUUGGGUUGGAUAUAGUCAUGGUAGGCUACAGUAUUUGGAGUUGGGUUGGAUAUAGUCAUGGUAGGCUACAGUAUUUGGAGUUGGGUUGGAUAUAGUUGGAUAUAGUCAUGGUAGGCUACAGUAUUUGGAGUUGGGUUGGAUAUAGUUGGAUAUAGUCAUGGUAGGCUACAGUAUUUGGAGUUGGGUUGGAUAUAGUCAUGGUAGGCUACAGUAUUUGGAGUUGGGUUGGAUAUAGUCAUGGUAGGCCACAGUAUUUGGAGUUGGGUUGGAUAUAGUCAUGGUAGGCCACAGUAUUUGGAGUCGGGUUGGAUAUAGUCAUGGUAGGCUACAGUAUUUGGAGUUGGGUUGGAUAUAGUCAUGGUAGGCCACAGUAUUUGGAGUUGGGUUGGAUAUAGUCAUGGUUGGCCACAGUAUUUGGAGUUGGGUUGGAUAUAGUCAUGGUAGGCUACAGUAUUUGGAGUUAGGUUGAAUAUAGUCAUGGUAGGCUACAGUAUUUGGAGUUAGGUUGGAUAUAGUCAUGGUAGGCUUCAGUAUUUCUUACAAUCGUAUAUAUUGACUGGAAUUGUGUUGGUUAUAUUUAAUAAGUGCAGAAUUUCUUCCAUUUCAAAAUAGUUCUGCCAAAUACUUUACUCAUCAGAUUGUAAGAUGUGCUGCUUCCCCCUUUUUUAGUUGCAGGAAAUUACAUUUUCGGGGUGCCAUUUUGUUGUUUGAGCACAUGCCUCCAAAAGGUCUGCGUGGCCCUAAAUCUUCUCAUCAAGCUUCUAAACUGAAAAAUCUGGAACAACAAUCUUUGAAUCCCAGAGCCGACUAGGUGAAAAAUCUGUCUGUGCCCUUGAGCAAGGCACUUAACCCUAAUUGCUCUGGAUAAGAGCAUCUGCUAAAUUACUAAAAUGUAAUGAUUUUGCAUAAAUCUACAUCUGUGCCAAAUUUGGUGCUUUUAUCACAAAAUGCACGAUUGUUUUGCUUAGCUGCCCCACUCCCACAUGAUAACAUCAAGCCUGGCCUAAAGAGAACUGUUUCCACUAGUUACCACAGCCACAAAGUCAAAAUUGGCUAUAUCGUAAAAAUAUAUGGAAACAAAAAUGAGAUAUUUGGUCUUAAUUUUAAAGUUAUUUAUAGGCGUAAGUAUAUUCUCUAAUUGACAGGUCCAACAUUUUGUAAGCAUAUUCUCUAAUAGACAGGUCAGAACCAACAUUUUAUAAGCAUAUUCUCUAAUAGACGGGUCAGAACCAACAUGGCUGAAUACCUCUGGUGGGAGGCAAAGAGACCCGAACCCUCUGGAGGUGCAGUUGUAGAGGGACCUCGGUAUGCACCGGACUGACGCGGGAGUGGAGAAUGGCCACAGAAAUUAGUUAUUGUUCUAGUUUGGUUGUGUUCAUUUUGUAAUUGUAUUACCCACUAAUGUCCCACAAAAUCAUCCCGCAUUUGGGUAUUUUUAAAUGUGAUCAUCACCCACAUCUGUACACUUUCCGUCUGCUGAUAAACGGGACACAUGAAAGUAGCGCAAUUGAUGUUGAAUUCACCAUUGAAUUCACCCAAUGCAAGAGCAUCAGGCUGUAAUUUAAUAAAGUAGAUGACUGUUGACUGAUUUAUUCUCCUAUGUUCCUUUAGUGGUAAUAUUAUGUGUGAGUCCUUUAUCUUAGAACUUGUUGACAACCAAGAUGACAUGUUCUGUAGGCUACAGCAAUGACCCGAUGGAACUAAAACUUGGUAUGGACAUUUAUCCUCAACACAUUUAAACUCUGUCUGUAGAAGAUUCAGUCAGUGCCAUUAGUGAGGAUAUGAUACAGCACACUGGCUGGCUCUUGUGUGGGUGGGGUAUAGGACAAUGCACUGUCUGGUACGAGGGGUGGGGGUCUGGGACGAGGGGUGGGGGUCUGGGACGAGGGGUGGGGGUCUGGGACGAGGGGUGGGGGUCUGGGACGAGGGGUGGGUGGGGGGGUCUGGGACGAGGGGUGGGGGUCUGGGACGAGGGGUGGGUGGGGGUCUGGGACGAGGGGUGUGUGGGGGGUCUGGGACGAGGGGUGUGUGGGGGUCUGGGACGAGGGGUGUGUGGGGGGUCUGGGACGAGGGGUGUGUGGGGGGUCUGGGACGAGGGGUGUGUGGGGGGUCUGGGACGAGGGGUGUGUGGGGGGUCUGGGACGAGGGGUGUGUGGGGGGUCUGGGACGAGGGGUGGGGGGUCUGGGACGAGGGGUGUGUGGGGGUCUGGGACGAGGGGUGUGUGGGGGGUCUGGGACGAGGGGUGUGUGGGGGGUCUGGGACGAGGGGUGUGUGGGGGGUCUGGGACGAGGGGUGGGGGUCUGGGACGAGGGGUGUGUGGGGGUCUGGGACGAGGGGUGUGUGGGGGGUCUGGGACGAGGGGUAGGGGUCUGGGACGAGGGGUGGGGGUCUGGGACGAGGGGUGUGUGGGGGUCUGGGACGAGGGGUGUGUGGGGGUCUGGGACGAGGGGUGUGUGGGGGGUCUGGGACGAGGGGUGGGGGUCUGGGACGAGGGGUGUGUGGGGGGUCUGGGACGAGGGGUGUGUGGGGGGUCUGGGACGAGGGGUGGGGGUCUGGGACGAGGGGUGGGGGUAGUGCUUGCUAUGAAUUAUAGUGCAGUGCAUUGUGGGCUGCAUGGAAGCAGGACAAAAUGAAUUGACAACCCAAAUCAUUGUGUGGACCGGAUAGAAAUGUGUCACGGGCCAGAUUGUGUUUGACAAGUUAUCUACACUGAUUUGAAGUGGAUUUAACAAGUGCCCGAACUGUCUACAUAAAUCUCCCACAUGACGCCAUCUUAACAGACUUCAUUUGGCUUCAAUGCACUAUUAUGCCUUCACAUAGGAAUGAAUGGUGUCACAUGAUCAAUGACUUUGUCCAUUCAUAUGGGCCAGAAUCCAUGGAAGAACAGGAAGUUACCAUUUAUCUUUGACCGUGUGUCAUUUGUUUUUCUCCAGGGUCGUCUGAGGUUGUUGGAUCGGCUGACCCAGUCGUUGCCUUAGCUGGUGAUGACGUCAUUCUGCCAUGUUCCCUGAAACCCAGUGUCAAUGCUGAGGACAUGGUAGUGAAGUGGACAAGAUCGCACCUGAAAACAGAAAACGUCCAUCUUUACCUUGAUGAACGAGACUCCAAUGAAGAGCAGUUUCUAUCCUACAAGGGAAGGACAUCAAUGUUUUAUGAAGAACUGAAGAACGGUAACGUCUCCUUAAAGCUGACCAGAGUUACUCUCUCUGAUUCUGGAAGCUACAAGUGCUUCAUUCCAAGUCUGACCACCAGCCAGGUGAAGGAAACCACCGUUCAACUCUUUGUUGGUGAGUCA